This is a messenger RNA of Diabrotica virgifera virgifera (western corn rootworm), 1792 nucleotides long. RefSeq names its product tropomyosin-1, isoforms 33/34 (gene CCDC151). The coding region runs from base 1 to 1656 and encodes 551 amino acids. The record is from RefSeq and is a predicted model, not a curated record. NCBI's taxonomy places the organism in Eukaryota, Metazoa, Arthropoda, Insecta, Coleoptera, Chrysomelidae. Gene Ontology annotation, cellular component: cilium. The transcript is spliced from 9 exons. Gene Ontology annotation, biological process: outer dynein arm assembly; cilium movement.
AUGAGGGCCAAAAGUGGAGACGAAGAAGGAGAUCAUUCCGAGAAGUUGGCCGACCUCAACAAGAAGAUUAUGGAUAUUAAAAAGAAAAUACAAUUAUCCGAGGGACAACGAAAAGCUCUUUUCGAAGAUUGUGAAGCAGAAAGAAAAUCAAACAUAGACGAAAUUGCGAAGCUAAAAAAGGAUCUGUCCCAAUUGGUGGUAAAUCUUCACGAGAGCAAGAGUACGCAGACAAAAUUCCGAUUGAAAAACAAAACUUUGGAAGGAGUCACCGGGUCUUGGAUGGACAAAUCUCCCCAGGAAGUGAUGGAGCUUCUUGAUACGCAGAUCAUCGAUAAGACUAAACAGUUCGAUUUGAUGAGAUAUCGUACCAAACAGAGAAGAAAGUACCUAACGGAACUGGCUGCGAAAUAUCAAAAGCUGCUCAAUAAACAUGACAAAAGAGAACUCAGUAAGAAGGUGGAAGUACCAGUAAAGAAGAGUACCACGGAAUUACAAAAUAACAUACACGCUAUGGAGGUCCAGGUCAGAGAAGCCAUGCAUGUAAAAAACAGAUAUUCGGAUAUUUUUAGGUCGCUGAAAACAGACUCAGACAAUUUUGAGGGGAAUAUAAAAAAGCUGGAGGAAGCAUUGGACGUCCAACGAGUUGAUAUAGAAAAGCUACAGAAGGUUAUGGAUGAAGCCAGUCGUAUGCGCUCACUGGCUCGUGGAAUCCUGUUGAAAGAAGAAAAGUCCGUUAAUGACUCCGUUCUCCGCAGAGAAAAAGAGGCCGCAGAGGGACGAAGACUAGUGAACGAGCGCAAGCAAGAGCUUGAGAGAUUAGAGAAGAAAAUCUUUUUAGGUGGGAAAUUGCCUGUGCGGCCUGAACCUGAGGGUGCGGAAGACGCUCAAGAUGAAGAAAAAUGCCCUACGCCUCCUCAUCCCGUGGAGGUGAUGUCGCAAGCUUUUGAAAUUUUGAAACAAGCUACAGGUGGAACAAGUACGGAGGAAGUACUAGAGAGAUACAAAUCUCAAAAAGAAACCGACGAAAAACUGAUGCACCUACGAACAAAAACAGAAGAAGAAAAGAAAAAAUUGGAAAGAAAAAUGGAGGCUUUGAACGCAAAAUUGGAUUCCUUCAAAUAUGCCGAAGCCAAAGAAGCUGAAAGGAAAACAGGUGAAAUGGACUUAAUCCAACAAAAAAUCGAAGAAAACGUAAGAAAGUCGCAGGAAUAUUUGAAAAUUCAGGCAAAAAAAGAGGAGGCAAUUGAUAACUUAUCAGUGGAGUUGCAGAAUCUGUAUCUAUGUAUUAAUCCUCUUGCUGAAUUGGAUACGGAUCCUUUGGUUACUCUACAGAAGAUAAAGACUGAUAUUAAGAAAAUUUUUGACAAAAUUGGAGCCGAAGCCGAAGCCAAAGCUGAAGAAGCCGGUUCAGAAAAGGAAGGGGUUGUAGUAGUCGAUCCGAACGAUGAAAAAUGGCUUCCUGCACCUUAUGCUGGCUUAGUAAGAAGAACACCUUUACCACAAACUGGUGCUUCCCCCGCACCUCCACCUCCACCAGGAUCAGAAGACGAAGAAGAGGUUCCAUCUAGAGGAUACCUGAAGAGACAAGCUCAGCUAGUGGUCGAUGCAAAAUCAAGACGCAAGAAUGUAAGACUGCAAGUACAACGAAGAAAUUAAGACUAUUGGCGAAUAUAUCCACCACUUAUAUUUUUUCAUGUGAGCACGUAUUGCAAUUAAACAUAUUAAAAUAAUUUUUAGAAUUAUAGGUAUAAUGGUGUAAGAACAAAUAAAUAAAAAUAAUGAUUUUUUUCAA